This is a messenger RNA of Octopus bimaculoides (California two-spot octopus), 444 nucleotides long. Its product is annotated as NADH dehydrogenase [ubiquinone] 1 beta subcomplex subunit 9. The record is from RefSeq and is a predicted model, not a curated record. Gene Ontology annotation, biological process: mitochondrial electron transport, NADH to ubiquinone. Gene Ontology annotation, cellular component: respiratory chain complex I. NCBI's taxonomy places the organism in Eukaryota, Metazoa, Mollusca, Cephalopoda, Octopoda, Octopodidae.
UUUCACCUUUAUUUCAUGGAACCACCAAGGGUUGAAAUGCGCUACUGGAGUGUCCUUCUGAGAGCUAAGUUUGAUGAACAUAAAGAUGAAAUUGACUUCAGGAAGUCGAAAGAACUUCUGAUGGCUGGGGAACGAAAGUUAUGGGAAAACCAACACCCUCAACCUUAUAUGUAUGCCCAUUCUCCAGGUGGAAUUUGUUAUGGCCGAGAAGUCAAGCUACCUGACUGGAUUUUGGAUACUUGGACACCGCAAGAAAAGGCUCAAUAUCCAGAAUAUUUUGCCCGGCGUGAAAUUAGAAAACAAGAAUACAUUGAAAGGUGGGAAAGCAAGUACGGCAAGACAAACAAUGAUGCUCAUUGAGAAAUGUCGUUAAUUAUGUUGCUUUAAUUAUUAAUUUAAUUAAUUAACUUAGGACUCUCAAUAAAUUUUCUUUUUUCUUUUUAA